UUUUUUUUUAAAAAAAAACCUUUCAUUAUGUAUAGGUUAUCGAGACUAUCAAAUACAUUAAGACCUUCAAUUAAGGCAUUUCCCGGAAUUACUCGUCAUUCCCCCAUUCGUUCUUCUUAUGCUCUCUUCCAUACCAACAAAGCAAGUCUUGCUGCACCAGAAAAAGCAGAUGGUUUCUUGCAAGGGAAUUCUGCAAACUAUAUUGAAGAAAUGUAUGAGGCCUGGUUAAAGGAUCCUAGUGCAGUGCACUUAUCUUGGCAAGUUUAUUUUAAAAAUAUGACUAAUGGUGUUAGUCCAGCCUAUUCUCCUCCUCCUACUAUCGUACCUUCAGCUAGUGCUCGUUUACCUGUCUUGCCCGGUGAUGGUAUCACAGGCAGUUCCUCUGAAGUCAUCGAUCAUAUGAAGAUUCAACUUUUAACAAGAGCAUAUCAAGUUCGCGGUCAUCAUAUUGCAAAUUUGGAUCCUUUAGGUAUUCAACAUGCUGGCCUUAAUUCUUUUACUCCCCCUCCUGAAUUGAAUCAUACAUAUUAUGGUUUUAAAGAUGCUGAUCUUGACAGAACUUUUACCAUUGGUCCUGGUAUCUUGCCUGCUUUUACCAAGAAUGGUACUACUCUUACCCUUCGUGAAAUCAUUUCUCAUUUAAAGAAGAUAUAUUGUGGUUCAAUUGGUGUAGAAUAUAUUCAUAUCCCUGAUCGUGCACAAUGUGAUUGGAUUCGUGAACGUAUCGAAACUCCUCAACCUUACAAGUAUUCUACUGAAGAAAAGAAAGUAAUUUUUGAUCGUUUAACUUGGUCUGAUAGUUUUGAGCGUUUUGUUGCUUCCAAAUACCCUUCUGAAAAGCGUUUUGGUCUUGAAGGUGGCGAAACUUUGAUUCCUGGUAUGAAAGCCAUGAUUGAUCGUGCUGUUGAUCUUGGUGUAGAAUCUAUUGUCAUUGGUAUGCCUCAUCGUGGUCGUUUGAAUGUGCUAUCUAAUGUUGUACGUAAGCCCAAUGAAUCUAUUUUCUGUGAAUUCAGUGGCGCUCUUGAACCUUCUGAAGAAGGAUCUGGUGAUGUUAAAUACCAUCUUGGUAUGAAUUACGUUCGUCCUACUCCCUCUGGUAAACGAGUUCAUCUUUCAUUAGUCGCCAAUCCUUCUCACUUGGAGGCAGUGGAUCCUGUUGUACUUGGUAAGACACGUGCACUUCAAUUCUAUGGCAAGGAUACGAAUGGAGAUCGUGCAAUGGCUGUUUUAAUUCAUGGUGAUGCUGCCUUUGCUGGCCAAGGUAUUGUUUACGAAACUAUGGGUUUCCAUGAUCUCCCUUCUUAUUCUACAGGUGGUACCAUCCAUGUUGUUGUAAAUAACCAGAUUGGUUUUACAACAGAUCCUCGUUAUGGUCGUUCCACUCCUUACUGUACUGAUAUUGCCAAGUCUAUUAAUGCUCCCAUCUUCCAUGUCAAUGGUGAUGAUGCAGAGGCUGUGACGUAUGUUAUGCAAUUGGCCGCAGACUGGCGUCAAAAUUUCCACAAGGAUGUUGUGAUUGAUUUAGUCUGUUACCGUAAACAUGGCCAUAAUGAAACUGACCAGCCUAUGUUCACACAACCUCGUAUGUAUGAUGCCAUCACUAAACAAACACCUGUAGCUGAAAAAUAUGAAGUCCAAUUGAAGGAAGAAGGAUCUCUCUCUGAAGAAGAGAUCAAGGCUACAAAGAAACGUGUUUGGAAUAUUCUCGAAGAAAGCUACUCUCGUAGUAAGGAUUAUAAGCCUACUUCUAGUGAAUGGCUUUCUAGUUCAUGGCCUGGAUUCAAAUCACCUAAAGAAUUAGCUGAGGAGAAUUUACCACAUUACCCUACAGGUAUUCCACGUGAAGCCCUUCAAACAGUCGGUAAGGCGCUCAAUACUUUACCCCAUAACUUUAAUAUUCAUCGUAACUUGAAGCGUAUCCUUCAGAAUCGUGAAAAGUCAUUGAAGGAAGGUAAGGAUAUUGAUUGGUCUACUGCUGAAGCUUUAGCAUGGGGUUCCUUACUAGCAGAGGGGCGACAUGUCCGUAUUUCUGGUCAAGAUGUUGAACGUGGUACUUUCUCUCAACGUCAUGCAGUUCUUCAUGAUCAAAAAGAUGGAUCACUCUAUACUCUCUUAAAUCAUAUUAGUCCAGAACAAGGUAUGCUUUCAAUUUCCAAUUCCUCCUUAUCCGAAUAUGGUGUCCUUGGCUUUGAACUUGGUUAUUCCUUAGUCAACCCCGAUUCUCUCGUUGUCUGGGAAGCACAAUUUGGUGAUUUUGCCAACACAGCUCAAGUCAUUGUAGAUCAAUUUUUAGCAGCUGGUGAACAAAAAUGGCUUCAACGCUCUGGUCUUGUUCUGUCUUUACCUCAUGGUUAUGAUGGCCAAGGACCCGAACACUCAUCUGCACGUAUUGAACGUUACUUACAACUCUGUGAUGAUGAUCCAUACCACUACCCUAGCCCUGAAAAGCUCUCGAGACAACACCAAGACUGUAACAUGCAAGUUGUUUAUGCCUCUACACCCUCACAAUACUUCCACGUCUUGCGUCGUCAAAUCUGUCGCCAAUUCCGUAAGCCUCUCAUCUUGCCCUUCUCCAAGUCCCUCUUAAGACAUCCCAUGGCACGUUCUCGUCUUGAAGAAAUGACAGGGGAGAGCCACUUCCAACUCUACUUGCCUGAAGAGCAUCCUGACCAUCUAGUCCAACCCGAACAAGUCAAAAAGCAUGUCCUCUGUAGUGGUCAAGUCUAUUAUGCACUUCUUAAGGCACGUGAACAGAAUGGUAUGAACGAUAUUGCCAUCUCUCGAGUAGAGCAAUUGAAUCCAUUCCCUUAUGAACAAAUUAAGCAACAUGCAGAUAAGUAUCCUAACGCAGAGAUUAUAUGGUGUCAGGAAGAACCUAUGAAUAUGGGGGCAUGGCAACAUGUUCAACCACGUAUCACCACAUCACUUUCACAAACACAAUAUCAUCAAGGUAAAUCACCUAAAUAUGCUGGUCGUGCACCCUCUGCUUCUGUUGCUACAGGUAACAAGAAGAAGCAUUUCCAAGAGGAAUACGGACUUUUGAGUCAGGCUUUGAUUGGUGAAGUUCGUAAACCUAAAGAAAUCACUCAAGGUACUCCUGUCUGGUAAAAAAAAAAUAAAGGUCUAUUUUUUUUUUUUUUAAUUUAUUAGAAUUUGUGUGUUGUAUUCUUCAUUUAUAUAAAUAUGU
Molecule: messenger RNA, 3187 nt
Organism: Cokeromyces recurvatus
Lineage: Eukaryota; Fungi; Mucoromycota; Mucoromycetes; Mucorales; Mucoraceae
Product: oxoglutarate dehydrogenase, E1 component
Exons: 3
Coding region: 28-3108 (1026 amino acids)
Biological process (GO): tricarboxylic acid cycle
Cellular component (GO): mitochondrion; oxoglutarate dehydrogenase complex
Molecular function (GO): thiamine pyrophosphate binding; oxoglutarate dehydrogenase (succinyl-transferring) activity
Source: RefSeq, a predicted model, not a curated record